UGAAAUAUCCAAAGUCCGAAUGUACAGCUUCAUCUACGAGUCGCUCUUUUCUCGCUUGACAUGUCCAGUGCAAUUGAUCUAUAGCGACACGGACAGCAUAAUUUUUUCUCUCACGUGUGAAAGCCUGGAAGAGCAGCUGAUGAAGAUUGAGAGUGAGUUAGAUCUAUCUUCCUAUCCGCCGGACCACCCACUUUUCAACGACGAGCACGCGAACCAGAUGGGGUUCUUCAAAGACGAGACGGGGGGUGGAGUUAUUCAGGAAGUCGUAGCCAUCCGAGCGAAAAUGUACAGCAUUCUCUUGGCUGGGUCACACAAACAGAUCGCGAGAGCGAAAGGAGUUAAGAAGGGCGUGGUGAGGAAACAUUUAUUGCACGAAGUGUACCGAGAUUCUCUGUUCAAUGAAAAGGCGGUCUCUCAGAAGCAGUGCACCAUCCAGAGUAUAAAGCAAACGAUGUACACCAUUUCGAGACUCAAGAAGAGCUUGGUCCCCUACGACGACAAGCGCUAUCUCGUGGAUGCCGUACACUCCUUCCCUUAUGGGAGCUGCGAAUACGCAACGGAAAACCCGGAAGAGAGCCCGAGAGCGUCGUCGUCAGGCAUCGAGUAACCGCGGAACAAAGAGCUGCACGCGCAUGUAAUCGAGAAUAAAAGUUCUAGUCGAGACAUGCUUCUCUCUCUCUCUCUCUCUCGCAGACAGGAGAAG
Ornithodoros turicata is the source of this 703-nucleotide messenger RNA. RefSeq lists its product as uncharacterized. The record is from RefSeq and is a predicted model, not a curated record. NCBI's taxonomy places the organism in Eukaryota, Metazoa, Arthropoda, Arachnida, Ixodida, Argasidae. Bases 20 to 607 code for a protein of 195 amino acids. The transcript has 2 exons.